AUGGCGCCUGAUACGACGAUAUUCCAAUUUCUGACUUAUCCAAACCCGACAGUAGAUCAGGGCGGUCAUGAAACAGAAGGGAAAAACAAGCGCCUAGCCAAUACGAUUAACCGGAAUUACGUGAAUCCUGUGAGAGUGGUGGAGUGGACAGAAAUGAAAGACUUGCGGGUAUUUCGAGAGGUAUUCGGAGGCAAACUCUUCGAAGAAGCUCAUCGGGAAGGCAGAGAGCUUCAACGUCCAAGAGUUCGGCCUCAAGACUGCAUUGUUAUCAGCAGAAAGCAGACAAACGAGUUACUCAAUAAGUGGAACAAAGAGAUUAUCAUGGAAGCCCUCGAUCCUAUUCUGGAAACAUAUCGUCCCCUUAUCUGGGCUCAAGGGGAGGGUUUGGACGGUGUAACUUUGAGAGCACCUCAAUCACACCCGCGAAAGACGCAGGUACAGUCUGCACAAGCUUCUGGUCCCAAAACGAGGAAGUAUAAACGCAUAUCACUAGACAGAUUAAACCCAGAUUCAGGCUCUAUCGCAAGCUACCCAGAUUCUCCGAGUGAGAAAGGACAAGAAAAGUUUCUAAAGGUAUACAAGCUAGCCACUAAGUGGAAGAGCCAUUGGAUGAAAGAAAGAGGAGUGAUCGAUGAGUCUGGGUCAUGGCUAGGCCUAAAUAAUUCCACAUCGUGGCCGAUCAAGCAGGCAUUUACCUAUUGUGUUAAAUUCUUGUGUCGUUACGGUUGCAUUAUUACCUGCGAAGAAGCCUUUCUCUUCCGGGUACGCCCUCUAGAUGAAAACCCUGGUUCUGAAGAUCCCGAGCUCUUGCGGGAGAGGCUAGCGGAAAACGGAUUACUGGAAUAUGUUUCUGUCCCUUGGGGUAAUCACUGUCAAAGCGACCCGAAGGGUUACAACGAAUGGACUAUGAACCUUGCUCUAUGGUUUUUACACGUCGUAGCCGGUAAUAGCUCUGACGUCCAGUGGAAAUACCAAGACCUCAAAGAAGAGACCGCGCUUCCCUCAAAACACUUGCGGCUGCAGGAUCAAGCUCUUCCCCCUGUCGAAGAGGUACCGAGCGAUAACUCCGAAAACCAUGCUGAAAAUAGUAGCCCGCUAUCGAGCGAUCGAUCUAUUUCCCCUGUCAGAGAGGUAUCAAGCAAAGCCCCCGAAAAUGAGAGUCAAAAUAAGAGUCAGUCAUCCAACGGCAAAGUUUCAUCUGAUGACAUAGCUCCCUCUGAUCCUGAGCAAUCAUUGGAUGAGAAAACCCAAUCUGAUGGCACAGCAUCUCCCGAUAUCGGUGCACCCACGAAGCGUAAAAGAAGAAGAGAAGACCCUAAAGAUCAAAUAAGUACAGAGGCAGAUGAUGAUGAAAUUUUAACAAGAUGCAUCCCUAAACGAAAGAAGAGGAGCAAUCUAAUGGCGAAACCCACCACACCACCAAGGGCUGACCAGUGA
Clonostachys solani is the source of this 1437-nucleotide messenger RNA. NCBI's taxonomy places the organism in Eukaryota, Fungi, Ascomycota, Sordariomycetes, Hypocreales, Bionectriaceae. The record is from the annotation of a GenBank genome assembly.